Molecule: messenger RNA, 2859 nt
Organism: Mya arenaria
Lineage: Eukaryota; Metazoa; Mollusca; Bivalvia; Myida; Myidae
Exons: 9
Coding region: 126-1451 (441 amino acids)
Molecular function (GO): catalytic activity; iron-sulfur cluster binding
Source: RefSeq, a predicted model, not a curated record
GUUGAGUGGGGUUUAAACAAUCAGACCCACUUGGGAUGGGUUUUUUUGUGUGAAAACGUUGUCUGCCGCCGCCCCCAAGGAGCACAUAGUUAAGUCAUUUGUUAAACUUUUUUGUUUAACAUGACAUGAGCAGAAAGGCAAUGAGGUGCGGAUGGAAUGCGUUAGGACGGACAUGGGGAGUACACAAACCUGUAUUUAGGAGAUCCUUCAGUGAUGCUUCCCCCGAACUGCCGGACUACAAUACUAGUAUAAAUGUCCACGAACAUAAACUGACAAGGCCGGGAGGAAAACCUAAUAGCACAGUUAAAUGGAAGGGCCUUACAGGGUUGAAGGAUAGAACACAAGAUUCACUUGUCCCUAUCACAUUAAAAGAAAUGGAGGAAUCCGACGAUUUUAAACUGACGGAAGAAAACUUGCGCAAACUAGGACAACAGACAUUGACCAAGGAAGAAAGGAAGAAACGACAGAGAGCUUUAGAUAACUUGGGUGUACCGAACUUCCUCGAGUUUUGUCAGAUGAAAGCAGCAGAAAAUGGAAUUAUUGUACCAGAGUCGACCCUCCAACGGAGACGAACAGAGGUACUGCAGGUGAAUGUUGGGCUGUACUGUAACCAGGCGUGCAACCACUGCCACGUGGAGUCCUCCCCUAGGCGAAAGGAGAUGAUGAGCCGCCCGGUUGCUGAGAGAUGCCUCCAUCUUCUGGAAAACAGUCCACACGUCAAGCUUCUCGACAUCACUGGUGGUGCACCGGAGCUUUGCACGGAUUUCAGGUUCCUUACAUCUGAAGCACACAAACUGAAUAAGGAUGUUCUCGUUCGAUCAAACCUUACUGCGCUCCUAGAACCUGGUCAAGAGGACACUGGCGAGUUUCUUGCCGAGCACAGAGUGAACGUGGUGGCGUCGCUGCCAUGUUAUAGUGCCAAGAACGUGAACACGCAGAGGGGCAAGGGCGUGUUUGAUCGCAGCAUACAGGCACUGCUAGUCCUCAAUGAGCUCGGCUACGGGAAGUCGGGGACGGGCCUUAAGUUGGACCUCGUUUAUAACCCGCUUGGCGGGUUCCUGCCUCCGCCACAGAUGGCCUUGGAGGAAAAGUACCGGGAGGAGCUAUGGUCAGUGUUCGGUAUCGAGUUCUCCAACCUGUUCACAAUUACCAACAUGCCCAUCAAGCGAUUCGCAGACUUCCUGCACAGAAGGGGUGAUCUUGAGUCGUACAUGCAGCUCCUGGUGAGGAAUUUUAACCUUGCAGCUGUGGACAAUGUCAUGUGCCGGAGUCUCUUGAGCGUAGCAUGGGAUGGUCGCCUUUACGAUUGUGACUUCAACCAGCAACUCAGUAUCCCUGUAGACAACCAGGCGACAGUGUUUGACAUAGAGUCUUGUGAGGACUUGCAGGAUAUUGUUAUAGCAACUGACAACCACUGUUAUGGCUGCACAGCGGGCAUGGGGUCCAGCUGACAGGGAACUACUGUCUAGUAGGUUCUGCUACAAUGGCAGCCACUGGACAGUUAUUGCGGAUACACUUGGAAAUGUUUUAUACAUACAGCAUAAUGUGCUCAUUCUACAAUGGUUUGCUAUCAGUACUUUUCUGAUUUAAAAUACAACUAUGAUGGGCUGUGCUUCAUAUUCAAAAUCAAUUUUAGUAUCUUUACAAGAACUUAUAACUGCAACAUUGGAUACCAUUGCUCUGCUAUGUAUUAGAAUGACGCUGUAUUACUGAAAUGAAUGUAGUAUAUAGCCGAUGGUUUAUACGUUGGAGGGUAAUGGCAAAUCUUUUCCUUGUGGUGAUCUGCCAAACUAACGGAAUGAGUGUAUCGAUGGCUUCAAUAUAAUGGGAUGGCAUGUAUAAGUAUGCCACUGUGUUUCAUUUAUACCAACAUGUAAGCCUUUGGUAUCAUAUGAAUUAGAGCAGAAAUGCUUUCCAAAACAUAUACGGGUACGCACUGAAAUCUAAACGUAGAUUUUGAAAUAAUUACUUUUGUUGUCAAGUUAGUUAUAAGAACGCAGUUUGGAAUGACCUAGUGGUUGUUUUUCGUAUGCAUUUGUUAUCUAUAUAUUAUAUAUUUAACUCAGGUUGGUCCCUCAGAAGGCAGUGGUAGUCAGUGCUGUUAUGCGUUAAACAUCUUGCACAAUUAAUAACGUCUUAUUUAAUAUCCACAACCUUCCAUUUCUAUACUAUUUUUUGUAAAGAUAUUUCUUGAGAUUUAAUUUCAUUUCCAAUACAUUAAUAAUUAUUUUAAGUGAUGCAAUCAAGUAUUUAAUUGAUUGAUAGUCGUAUACCGGUCAUUCCCUUUUUUUACAAUACUAUAUUAGUAUUUUUUGUCGAAAGAUUUCAUGGUUUUACCGAACUUUUUUGUGCUUGUGUCUAAGUCAAAUCUUGUUUAAUUUUUGUGUAGUUUGUGCUUAUGUUUUUGUUUUUUUUACAAUUUACACUGAGUCAUUGUUUUGUGGUGCUAAGUACAUAUUCAACACUGGGUGUUCAUAAUGGUUUGGUUUAAAAUAAAUAAAGAAGCUUUGAUCCAAACACAUUGUAUUUUGUGUUAUUCAUUUGUGUUGAACAAUAACUAUUUUACUUACAUUUAUUAUCAUUGUAACGUUAUUAUUAUAAAUAAUAGUAUUAUGUGCGAGUUUUCAUUGAUUUACGUGAUUGCUGUGAUGAUUGUACAACUAAGGGAAGUAACUGCGUCUUGGAGUUUGAUAAUUUACAUUAGCAGUGUUAUUAUUGAUAGGUUUGUGGUGUUUACUUAUAUAACUGUAUUUUGUAACUGUUUAUACGACGGCAGCCAUUUUAUAUUUCCAAUUGUAUAGUUGACUAGGUGAGUGGAACGUACAAAAUAAAUAUACGCCAGCCUCAAACUCUCUCCAA